AUGAGUGCCAAGACUUUGCUCUCUCUGCUUUCCAUUGCCAACCUGGUCACGGCUCUGACGUGCCCGGUUGCUGGUGGAACUUCCAAUGAUUCUCCUGCUAUUCUAGCCGCACUGAAGCAGUGCAACAACGGCGGAACCGUCGUUCUUGACAAAACCUACACCAUUGGCUCCGUUCUCCAGACUGACGCUCUGUCCAACAUCGCUAUCCAGCUUUCCGGCACCAUCAAUCUCAGCACAGAUCUCAAUUACUGGCAAAAGAAUUCCAUCCAGCUCAAUUACCAAAAUGCCUAUACUGCUUGGGCCAUCGGUGGUAGCAACAUCCACCGGACAAGUAUACUAACAUCAGGCAAGAUAUAUGGCGGCGGCAGCUUCAAUGGUGGCGGUGACGCCUGGUAUUCCGCCGGCAAAACUGGCCCUGUCAUGUUGACUUUGUUGAACGCCAAGGAUGUUCUCAUUGAGCAUAUCAACAUGAACAAGAGCCCUUUCUGGCACAAUCUCGUUGAUGGUUGCACCAAUGUCACAUACAGCCACGUCAACAUGAACUCCGUUCAGAAUAACGGAAAGCAGGCACAGAACACCGUGGAAAGAAGUACUAACCCCGCCAGCUGGGACACUUACCGCUCCUCGCAAGUCACAAUCGAGGAUUGCACUAUCAUCAACGGUGAUGACUGCGUCUCUUUCAAGCCCAACUCCACCGACAUCGUGGUCAAGAACCUAUACUGCCAAGGCUCGCAUGGCAUCUCCGUCGGCUCCCUGGGUCAAUAUGCUGGUCAGGUGGACAUUGUGCAGAACAUCUAUGCCAAAAACAUCACCAUGGUCAAUGCUUCAAACGGUGCCCGCAUCAAGGCCUGGGGUGGGAGUCCCUCCGCCACCUCCACCAAAGGCGGCGGAAAAGGUUUCGUCCAGAACGUCACCUUUGAGGACUUCGUGAUGAAGAACGUCGACCGCCCGAUCGUCAUUGACCAGUGCUACAUGACAAACGCCGACUCCUGCGCGCAAUACCCUUCUGGCGUCCGCAUCAGCGACAUCCACUACAUCGACAUCACGGGAACUGGCGGCAAGGCUUCGGAAGUCGUCAACAUGGUCUGCAGCGACAUUUGCAACGACAUCACUGCCACAGGCACCAAGCUUGUUGGCACCAAAGGAAACUCUGAGUACAUCUGCAAGAACAUUGCCUCCGUCGAUAAACUCGACUUUCCCUGCAGCGCGACUGGUGUCACUGUUGGCGGCACCUCAAAGACAACUAAGUCUGCCAAGUCCACGCACACCUAG
Colletotrichum truncatum is the source of this 1272-nucleotide messenger RNA. Lineage: Eukaryota; Fungi; Ascomycota; Sordariomycetes; Glomerellales; Glomerellaceae. The record is from RefSeq and is a predicted model, not a curated record.